AUGGCUCCGAUAUCUCUCUCGUGGCUGCUCCACUUGGCCACCCUCUGCCAUCUGACUGUCCUGCUGGCUGGACAGCACCACGGCGUGACGAAAUGCAACAUUACGUGCAGCAAGAUGACAUCAAAGAUACCUGUGGCUUUGCUCAUCCACUAUCAACAAAACCAGGAAUCAUGCGGCAAACGUGCAAUCGUCUUGGAGACGAGACAGCACAGGCUGUUCUGUGCCGACCCGAAGGAACAAUGGGUCAAGGACGCGAUGCAGCAUCUGGACCGCCAGGCUGCUGCUCUGACUCGAAAUGGCGGCACCUUCGAGAAGCAGAUCGGCCUGGUGAAGCCCAGGACCACCCUUGCCGCCCGGGGAAUGGAGGAGUCUGCGGUACCGGAGCCCGAAGCCACAGGCGAAAGCAGUAGCCUGAAGCCAACUCCUUCUUCCCGGGAGGCACAGACGGCCCUGGGGACCUCCCCAGAGCAGUCGACGGGCGUGACUGGUUCCUCAGGGACCGGGCUCCCCCUGACGCCAAAGGCUCAGGAUGGAGGGCCUGUGGGCACGGAGCUUUUCCGAGUACCUCCCGUCUCCACUGCCGCCGCGUGGCAGAGUUCUGCUCCCCACCAACCUGGGCCCAGCCUCUGGGCUGAGGGAAAGACCUCUGAGGCCCCGUCCACCCAGGACCCUUCCACCCAGGCCUCCUCCCCGGCCUCCUCCACCCAGGCCUCCACUACUUCCUCCCCAGCCCCAGAGGAGAACACUCCGUCUGAAGGCCAGCCUGUGUGGGGUCAGGGACAGAGCCCCAGGCCAGAGAACUCUCUGGAGCGGGAGGAGAUGGGUCCCGUGCCAGCACACACAGAUGCCUUCCAGGACUGGGGGCCUGGCAGCAUGGCCCACGUCUCUGUGGUCCCUGUCUCCUCGGAAGGAACCCCCAGCAGGGAGCCAGUGGUUUCAGGCAGCUGGACCCCUAAAGCUGAGGAACCCAUCCAUGCCACCAUGGACCCCCAGAGGCUGGGCGUCCUUAUCACUCCUGUCCCUGACGCCCAGGCUGCCACCCGGAGGCAGGCAGUGGGGCUGCUGGCCUUCCUUGGCCUCCUCUUCUGCCUGGGGGUGGCCAUGUUUGCCUACCAGAGCCUCCAGGGCUGCCCUCGAAAGAUGGCAGGAGAGAUGGUGGAGGGCCUCCGCUACAUCCCCCGGAGCUGUGGUAGUAACUCAUAUGUCCUGGUGCCCGUGUGA
Molecule: messenger RNA, 1221 nt
Organism: Macaca mulatta (Rhesus monkey)
Lineage: Eukaryota; Metazoa; Chordata; Mammalia; Primates; Cercopithecidae
Gene: CX3CL1
Product: C-X3-C motif chemokine ligand 1
Biological process (GO): eosinophil chemotaxis; positive regulation of cell migration; positive regulation of GTPase activity
Cellular component (GO): extracellular region
Molecular function (GO): chemokine activity; CCR chemokine receptor binding
Source: RefSeq, marked provisional